ACGAUGUGGACGUCUAAUAGAAAUGGUUUCGCUUAAGUUUUAAACAAUUAAUUCCCAAAUAACUGGGGUAAACAAUGAAGUUAAUAGUAGAUUACUUUGGAAAUGGUGAAAUAGAAAAUGAAAACCUAAAGAUACAGUGUAUGAGGAUUACUAAGAAUGAUUUAUGUUUCUAUGAUGUGAUCUACUUUAAAGUUUCUAUCAUCACUCAUACGUCACAGUGUUCACGGAGCAAAGGAAUAUCUAAGAAAUCUCAGAUGGCGUUGCAAUCAUAACUAAGAUCAGAUUUCCAGAUCAGGCCAAACCAUCAACAGACGAUAACUGAGAAAAACUAAAGAUUGUUUAAUUAACCAAAGCGAAGACAACUGACAAAAGGUUGCCUCAUUCAGUCCCUACGCCAAAAACACAGACAGACACACAUACGGAUAUCCUUGGGACCGGAAGAUACACUGGCUGGGUAAGAAAGGGCAGUGAAGUGCAGGUGAAAUAUAAAAUGUUAACUAAGCAUCAGUGCUAUGCUGCUGCAAGCAAAAGGAAAGCAUUGCCAGCAAUUUUUAUGCUAACACAAACUGCCUCAUUCCCCUCAAUCAACGCUGGCAUCAGGAAUCGCAACUCUUUUUGCUGCACUUCCUCGCAUUUACAUGAAUGUCAGUGUCGGCAAACUGCUGUUCCACAGGCACUCGCCAACAACACCCAUGCUGUUGCCACAAACACAGCAGCAGCAAAAAUUGUUGCCACAUACACAACCUCAAUACGCUGCAACAGAAAUCAAAUACCAACAUAGACCGUGCGCAAUGAUUGUGCACCAUGACGGCGAUGGUGACUAUGAAAAGCAAAUAAAAAAGUGAUAAAAAAAAAUACAGAACACAAAAAAAAAAGGAAAAAUACACAAAACAUUUUUUUUUCUAUAAAACAAAACUAAGGCAGUGAAGGACAACGAAGAAGAAGUACUAGAAAAAAGUAAAUAAAAUUUAAAAGUGGUUAAUUAAAAGUUAAGUCUUUGCCACUUCUCCUCCUUUCAGUAAAUUUAUUAACAAUUGAAAAAAUAAAAAAUAAAACAACUACAGCUACAGCAAGCGCAAGACAAACAUCAACAACAUCGACAAGUUGUUGAGUUGAACACGCAAUGGGUUUUUGUCUUUCCGGUGUUGCGGUUUAAGUGUUUCCGGUCGGUAACUGCAAGUCAUUCAACAUUCGUCGAACUCGUAGUCGUUGUUGAAGUCGUCACUGGUAGCAGUGUGGCUACUCAAAUAGUUUUUGUGUGCUUUUUUUCUCGCGUAGCUAUUUUGGCGUGGUUUUUCAUCGAUUGCUUUGCCACUUCCCUAUGCAUUCAUAUCCGCUUGUUUGAAAAAUACAUUUCUAUCAAUAGAGCGAGACAGAGAGAGAGAGAGAGUGAAAAAACAUUAAAAAAAACAACACAACACAACAGAAACAUAAAAACCUAAGACCCAAAAACUAUGUUAACACAACUUUAUACGACAGAAGAGGAUCCGACCUUGUGUUCGAUUAUUUGGGGUACAAAUUUUUCGGUUACGCCUGCCGCUGCUGCCCACGAGAAUGAGAGUCAAGUAAUUACAGCUGCCUCCACAUCACACAAUGUCAUUGCAGGUGGUGCCACUGAGACUGGUGCAGGUACCAUCGAUGGUGACAGCGCUCUCAAUGUCAUAACAGGCGGCAAUGUGGGGCCAAAUAAUGCUGGCGCUGGCUCCAUAGUCGUUGGCGAUAAUCUACGUGAUGAUCUUUACAUAACGAAUGAGGAUCCGCGCACUGAGGCGUUACGGGAGUACUCGUAUGGCAUAAUAUUACCCAUCAUUUGUGCCCUGGGUAUCAUUGGCAAUGUGCUCAAUCUUAUUGUAUUGACGAGGCGGAAUAUGCGAGGAACAGCUUACAUCUAUAUGAGAGCAUAUUCAACGGCUGCUUUGCUUGCAAUUGUCUUCGCUAUUCCCUUUGGUAUCCGAAUGCUUGUGCACAAAGACCGAGGACAGUGGGAAGAGUUUGGGCCAGCAUUUUAUACAGCGCAUUUGGAGUUGUUUCUAGGAAACGGAUGUCUAGGUGUGGGAGUUAUGAUGCUGUUGGUGCUGACAAUAGAACGCUAUGUUUCGGUGUGCCAUCCGAGUUUCACAAGGCCUGUCAUGGGCCCUCCGGGGCUGAUAGUGUUUUUAACCACUUUGAUAACCUUCAUAAUAUAUGUGCCAAGCGUUUUUCGAGGAGAGCUAAUCAAAUGCGUGCUGCAGACAGAUGGACGAUUUGUGUACUUUCGCAGAGAUAAUAAUGCUUUUGUGACAACAGUAUUUUAUUAUGUCUACAAAAUCAUGCUAGAAGUGAUAUUCAAGUUAAUACCCACUAUUCUCAUUGCUGGCCUUAAUCUGCGAAUAAUGAUGGUCUAUCGUCAGACAUGUGAGAAACGUCGCAAGAUGACUUCUUCGAGGGCUUCCUACAUCAAGGAUGCUGAGGAAAGGCGGUUGUUUCUGCUUUUAGGUAGCACUUCUAUAUUAUUUUUGGUUUGUGUUUCUCCCAUGGCCAUUCUGCACAUGACUAUUGCUUCGGAUGUCUUGCCGAGUUUUUCGUUUCAGGUGUUUAGGGCAUUGGCCAAUCUGAUGGAGUUAACCAAUUACUCGAUAACCUUCUACAUCUACUGUCUAUUCAGUGAGGAUUUUCGCAACACCUUGAUGAGAACCAUCAAAUGGCCGUGGAUAAAAUCACAUCUAUGCCAUCAAAUGGAUGAGGCAUCUGCAAAGCAAACGCCUCUGACCAAUUUUGAUAAGUUGACGUUGCGCAACCAUCACAUAACCACCACAUCGGGCGUGUGCACCGGUAUAGGACGUUCCAGUAGCAUUUGAUGCAAACUACCGGUUAUACUAUGAUAGUUUACUUUUUAAGCAUAAGAACUAUUUUUAAAAAUUACUCAGACAAAAACAAAAAUAUAAUAAAAAAUUAAAUAUAAUAAAAAAAAAUUUAAAAAAA
Stomoxys calcitrans (stable fly) is the source of this 2961-nucleotide messenger RNA. Its product is annotated as probable G-protein coupled receptor B0563.6. Gene Ontology annotation, cellular component: membrane. Gene Ontology annotation, biological process: G protein-coupled receptor signaling pathway. The record is from RefSeq and is a predicted model, not a curated record. The coding region runs from base 1455 to 2837 and encodes 460 amino acids. Gene Ontology annotation, molecular function: G protein-coupled receptor activity. The transcript has 13 exons. NCBI's taxonomy places the organism in Eukaryota, Metazoa, Arthropoda, Insecta, Diptera, Muscidae.